This is a messenger RNA of Cooperia oncophora, 1014 nucleotides long. Lineage: Eukaryota; Metazoa; Nematoda; Chromadorea; Rhabditida; Trichostrongylidae. The record is from the annotation of a GenBank genome assembly.
AUGUAUCACCGUAUUGCUGGAAUUCGCUUGGAGGCUUAUCGGACGAUGUAUCGUGAGCAGAUGUCAUCGAUUCGUCGAGAACUACAGCAAAUUGGUGUUCCACAAGCAAAAAUUCUAUCUAUAAAUGCAACUCAUGUUGCUAUGCUUGAUAAUAUCAAUCACAUCAUUCAGCUUGCUAAAAAUGAGCGUAGACCUACUGCCUCGCAUAAUGGUUGGAUGCCGAAUACACCGGUCACGCCAUGUGCUCCAUCUCCACCUCCAUAUGUAAAGGAUGUCGAGCCUCCUUCUCGUGAAACGACUAUAUGCCAGGAUACAGCCCCUCAAUCACUCAAUGAUGUGACAAGCGAUUGUGGCGAUGAGUGGCAUGAUGCAGACGAACAUUCAUCACUUUCACUUGAUAGUGCUGAAGAGGCAAUAGAACGGCGAACACCACCCGGUGUUGGAGCGGUCGUAGAAGUGGCCGCUGCUCCGCAGGCAAUGAAUGAAGUCGAGCAGAAGAAACCCGCACGAACAUUGCUAUUUGGAGAUUAUGACAAUAUACUGAUUCCUAAAACUCAUGUGUAUUAUGACUUAGUGGACCAUUUAGCUAAAGAGCAGCUCAGGUAUGCCUUAGCCGGUGUUGAAGAUAACGUGUGGACCCUUUUCGCUGAAGAUGGUGCUAUGAAAAUGUAUACCCGUGAAGAAACAGUCGAUGGUGGAUUGCCGAUAGAUCCCCUCAAAGCUGUUCAUCAAGUGCAGGGAGUUUCUGCUCUCGAAUUCAUGCACUACUUCUUCGACGAUAAGUACAAAAUGGAUUGGGACCACACUCUCAAUGGCAUGCAAGUGAUAGAAAGAAUAAGUCGUGAUACACUGGUCAUUCAUCAAAAGCACAAAACAAUAUUUGGCCGCUUGCUGCUCGAGAAUUCGCUGUUCGUGUCGCCUCACUUCCUCAGUGUCCCAUUAUUCGUCGGGUUGUAUGAACUGAAGAGCCAUAGAUUGCUCAUGAUCUUUAUAUUGUCUGCAACAAAGAUGUAA